ACAUGUCAGUAUGUCACGAGGCUCGUGACCCCAGGAUGUCUAGUGUGAGUCGCCCCAGGUGACCCAAGUAGUGUGCCGUCGCGACGACACGAAAAUUCCACGAGCCCCUCGUGACCGCUCUGCCUUCGACAACGAGAUGGAAAUGGCGGCGGCGGCCGUCGGCGUGCUGCUGCCGUUCCCGUUCUACUGGGCGCUCUGGAACCACCCGCAGCGGUGGGUCGACCUGUGCGGCGGAGGCGGCGGCGGCGUGGACCCGUGCCGCCGGAUGGCGCAGGUGUCCCACGUCCUCAAGGCGCUGCAGCUCCUCGCCCUCGCCUCCGUCGCCUCCUUCUCCUGGCCGCCGCCGCUCUACUCCGUCGCCCUCCUCGCCGUCGGCCAGUACCUCAAUUUCAAGGUGUACCAGCUGCUCGGUGAGCCAGGCACCUACUACGGUGUUCGAUUUGGAAAGAAAAUCCCAUGGGUGACAGAAUUUCCAUUUGGUUAUAUCAAAGACCCUCAAUAUGUUGGCAGCAUGCUCAGCCUUGUGGCACUGCUUUGUUGGGUUCCAUUCCAAUAUGUUCUUCUCUGGUGCCUCGGCUACGUUUUCAUGAUGUGGGUGGAAAGCAAGGAAGAUCCUGCCACUCGUGCCAAGCUGCUCUCCUGAUCACUUAGCUGCUGUUGAAUCUGUAGCAGGCUGUCCCUUAGCUGUUCUUCUUGGAUGCCUCUCUGACAAUGAGUGAAAGUCUGAACUUGAUCGGUUGGUUCAAUAAAAAGUGUGUGCCAUAUUUUUGCUGCCAA
Molecule: messenger RNA, 777 nt
Organism: Oryza sativa Japonica Group (Japanese rice)
Lineage: Eukaryota; Viridiplantae; Streptophyta; Magnoliopsida; Poales; Poaceae
Product: phosphatidyl-N-methylethanolamine N-methyltransferase
Biological process (GO): phosphatidylcholine biosynthetic process
Molecular function (GO): S-adenosylmethionine-dependent methyltransferase activity
Source: RefSeq, a predicted model, not a curated record